This is a messenger RNA of Alnus glutinosa, 4656 nucleotides long. Its product is annotated as putative disease resistance RPP13-like protein 1. The transcript has 2 exons. NCBI's taxonomy places the organism in Eukaryota, Viridiplantae, Streptophyta, Magnoliopsida, Fagales, Betulaceae. The coding region runs from base 203 to 4399 and encodes 1398 amino acids. The record is from RefSeq and is a predicted model, not a curated record. Gene Ontology annotation, biological process: defense response to other organism. Gene Ontology annotation, molecular function: protein binding; ADP binding.
UACACAUUGGAGGGAAGCCAGCAAGGACCCCCACAAACAGCCCAUGUUGAUGUUCGUCAAAGCAAUUUGAAUGACUUGCAGAAAGAAGUUUUGACUUUUGAGAGUGCUACGAUCAUCAAGCUUUCACUGGAGAAACCAUUUACUUCUGCUUUGAGAGCUUGGCUAUCGUUUUCUGAUUAAUUCCUUUACACCAAAAGAGACAAUGCCAGUGGGAGAGCUUUUCCUUGCUGCAUUCCUCGGAAUGCUGUUUAACCUAUUGGCAUCUCCCGAGUUGAUGAACUUUACUCGCCGAGAGGGACUUGGAAAGAAGCUGGACAGGUGGAGCAAAAUGUUGAGGAGAAUUGAGAAAGUCCUUGAUGAUGCGGAUGAGAAACAGCGUACUGAUAGCGCAGUGAAAGACUGGUUGGAUGAUCUCAGAGACUUGGCUUACGAUUUGGAAGACGUACUGGAUGAGUUUGCCACGGAAGCUCUGCGACAGAAAUUGACGUGGCCAGAUCGAGAUCAGGCCAGCACAAGCAAGGUACGGAACCUCAUCCCUGUUUCUUGUACUGGCUUCACUCCAAGUGCUGUUCAGAUCAAGUUUAGGCUGGGGUCAAAGAUUGAGGAAAUCACUACUCGAUUCAACGAGAUGGUGAAGCAAAAAGAUGCUCUGAAAUUGAGUGAAACGGUUGGUAGGAGGAGGUCAUACAGAACAAGGGAAAUACUAGCCCCAACUUCUGUAGUGACCGAAGCUCAUGUUUAUGGCAGGGAAAAAGAUAAAGAGGCUCUACUUGAAUUUUUGGUGGGUGAAAAACGUGGUGAUGCUCAACUCUCUGUGAUUCCUAUACUUGGUAUGGGGGGUAUGGGUAAGACAACUCUUGCCCAGCUUGUGUACAAUGAUGAAAAAGUUCAAAGCUUUUUUGAUUUGAAGGCAUGGGCCUGUGUUUCCGAAGACUUUGAUGCUGUUACGGUGACAAAAACAAUUUUAGAAUCUCUCACUUCUGAAAGAUGUGAUCACAAAGAUCUAAAUUGGUUGCAAGUCAAACUAAAGGAGAAACUGAAGGGGAUGAAGUUUCUAGUGGUUCUGGAUGAUCUUUGGAAUGAGAACUAUCGUGACUGGACUAUCUUACGUGCUCCUUUUGAAGCAGGGGCUCCAGGAAGUACAAUUAUCAUCACAACUCGUAACGAGGAAGUUUCAUCAAAGACGCGUACCGUUCCAGCUUAUCGUUUGAUGGAGUUGUCCAAUGAUGAUUGCUUGUCUAUAUUGGCCCAUCAUGCAUUGGGUACAACAGACUUCCCUGCACAUCUAAACCUCAAAGAUGUUGGCGAAGGAAUCGUUAGAAGGUGCAAAGGCUCUCCUUUGGCAGCGAAAGUACUCGGAGGCGUCUUACGGAAUAAAGUGAAUCAUGAUGAGUGGGAAAAAGUAUUGAAGAGUAAGAUUUGGGAUUUACCAGAAGUGGAAAAUGAAAUUUCUCCAGCUCUUAUGUUGAGCUAUCACCAUCUCCCUUCAAACUUGAAGAGGUGCUUUGCGUAUUGUUCAAUAUUCCCUAAGGACUAUGAAUUUAAGGAAAAUGAGCUGGUUCUAUUAUGGAUAGCAGAAGGUUUUAUUCAGCCACGAGAAGGGGAAGAGCAAAUGGAAGACUUGGGUGGAGAGUAUUUUCGCAAUCUGUUGUCAAGGUCCUUUUUCCAACAAUCAAGCACAGAGAAAUCACAAUUUGUGAUGCAUGACCUCAUCAACGAUUUGGCUCAACAGGUUGCAGGAGAUAUAUGCUUUAAAAUGGAGGAUAGAGUUGGGGGUAAUAAUGGAAAGAAACCAUCUAGAAAGGCUCGACAUUCAUCGUACCUAGGUGACUUUUAUGAUGGCAUUAAAAAGUUUGAGGCUUUUUCUGAACUCAAAUGUGUACGAACCUUCCUUCCUCUUAUGCUUCCAAUUCCAGGCGAAUGUUACUUGACCAGUAAUGUUCUAAAAUUGUUGCCAAAAUUAAGACACUUAAGGGUGCUCUCUUUGAGUGGAUACCACAUAUCCGAGUUACCAGAAUCAAUUGGUGAUCUAAAGCAUCUACGGUUUCUUGACCUUUCUCACACUACAAUCAGAAGCUUGCCUGAAUCAUUAGCCACUCUCUACAAUUUAAAGACAUUGAUAUUGGAGCACUGUCGUUUUCUAAAGAACUUACCUUCAAUGUUUGGAAACCUAGUCAACCUGCGGCAUCUCAACAUUGGAGGGGCUCCAUUGGAAGGAAUGCCUCUGCACAUAGGUAAAUUAACUUGUCUUCAAUCAUUGUCUAAUCUAGUUGUGGGAAAAGGUAGUUGUUCUGGGGUAAAAGAGCUUGGGCCUUUGUUGCAUCUUCGAGAGACACUCUGCAUUUCAAAAUUGGAAAAUGUGAUUAAUCCUAAGGAUGCGAGGGACGCUAGGUUAAUUGAAAAGCACAAUCUCUAUGGGUUGUCAUUGAAAUGGUGUGUCCGCUUUGAUGAGUCACAAGACAGAACAAGUGAAUUGGAGGUACUUGAAAUGCUACAACCUCAUGAGGGUUUGAAAGAGCUCACUCUCUAUAACUAUGGUGGUGCAGAAUUUCCAGUCUGGGUAGGAGGUCCUUUUUCAAAUUUGGUGCUCUUGAGGAUUGAAUACUGUAAAAAGUGCACAUUAUUGCCACCACUCGGACAAUUACCAUCACUUAGAGACCUUUUCAUCCAAGGCAUGGACAGUGUGAAAAAUAUUGGACGUGAGUUUUAUGGGGAUGGUUGCUUACAACCUUUUAGAUCCUUGGAGACUUUGUGUUUCGAUGGUAUGUGGGAAUGGGAGAAUUGGAUUCCAUGUGAGGAACUUCCAAAACUGCGAGUGCUUUCUAUUAGAAGGUGUCCUAAGCUCGUGGGUAAGUUACCAAACCACCUUUCUUCGUUAGAAAAUAUUGUGAUAUAUGGAUGUAGGCAGUUGGUGGUCUCAAUUUCUAGCUUUCCAGAGCUAUGCAAAGUAGAAAUUGAGGGAUCGAAAAGGGAGAUGCGCAAAAGUAAGUUUGACUUCAGCUCAUUAAUGUUCUCUUCUCUUUCAACAAUUUCAGAAUUCACGUGCCAAAUAGAAGGUUUUAUUAUGGAAGGACUGACAAACGUGGAAGAUUUGACUAUUAAAAGUUGUGAGGAGCUUACACCUUUGUGGUCAAAUGACGUGGGAUUACUACAACAUCUCCCAUGUCUUGGUGUUCUGAAGAUUCAUGAUUGUUCCAAACUAGUUUCUUUGGUGGCAAAAGAAGUGGAAGAGCUACAACUUGGUUUGCCAUCCAGACUGAGAGAAAUCGAGAUCAGUAAUUGCAAGGUCCUGGAAUCUUUACCGAAAGCAAUGAUGUACAAUAACAAGUAUCUUGAGAAGAUUUAUAUUGGUGAUUGUACUUCACUGACGUACUUUGCAAUAGGCCAACUACCUCCAACUCUAAAGCGGCUACGGAUAGAAAAUUGCAAGAAUAUGUUGAUUUUGGUGGACAGGGAUGAUAUCAGCAUUUGUGGCAGCAGCAAAUCUCUUCUUGAGAAUUUGGAAAUUAGGGAAUGUCCAUCCCUUAAAUCCUUAACAUCAAGUGGAGAAUUACCUGCGACACUUAAAUGCCUCCAAAUUUGGAAUUGUAAGAAGCUGGAGUCCAUAGCGAAGAGUUUCCAUCACAACUCGUCUCUUGUAGUCAUUUUCAUCUCAUCUUGUGAAAGUCUUAAAUCCUUACCCAUGGGCAUACACAACCUCACCCAUCUACAUCAUAUUUAUAUUGAUGAUUGUCCAACUCUUUCUUUCCCGGAGGGAGGGUUGCUCCCAACCAGCUUGACAUAUCUAACAAUUUUCAAGUGUGAGAAAAUGCAGGCUCUGUCGAAUUGCAUACACAACCUCACAUCUCUUCAAGUGUUGAAAAUACAGGGCUGCCCAGGCAUCGUAGCUUUUCCCACCAACCUAACAUAUCUUUCUAUGACAUUGUUUAAUGAGCCCUUUUUUGAGUGGGAAUUGCACAGGCUUACCUCUCUUAAGCAACUUGAAAUUGAUGGUAGCUCUUCGCCUCUGGUGUCCUUUCCAAUGAUGUUGCCUUCCUCUCUAGCCAGCCUCACCAUUAAACACUUCUCGAAUCUAGAAUACUUGACUUCGAAAGGCUUUCAAUUCCUCGACUCUCUCGAAGAAUUGUUGAUCCUAUGGUGCGAAAAGCUCAAGUCCUUUCCAGAGGAUGGCCUGCCUCCCUCACUCAAGAGUCUUCAUAUCACAAACUGUAAAAAGCUCACGUCCUUUCCCGAGGAUGGCCUCCCUCCCUCACUCCUGCAACUUCAUAUCACCCAUUGUCCUCUAUUGAAAGAACACUGCAAGAAAGAUCAAGGACAGGAGUGGUUCAAGAUAGCCCACAUCCCUUGCGUCAUGAUUGAUCUUAGGUUCAUCUAUGAAACAAAAGAGGACAACCAGUGAAACUCAGCUCAAUUUACAUGCAAGACAAGUGUCAAGAAAUAAAUCCGAAGAUGGUUCAAAAGGCUGGAGCAAAUUGUUGCAACUUUCCAAGUGCUACCUGAAAUGCCCAUGUGGAAAUGUUUUUUAUUCUUCUAUUGCUAAUAUGUUGUUUACUGUCUUUCCUAAAAUGGAUAAAUCUGUGUAGUGUUGUAUAUAAAAGGUGUGCAAAUUUAUUUUGCAAUAUUGGUUGCCAAUUUUAUUCUGUUUUUCUACUCUCU